GAAGAGAGAGAGAGGAACACCUCGGCCACCUGGCUGCCCUUCUCCUCGGGUGGGCUGUCCCCCCCUCUGGGCUGGGGCCCUUGAAGGGACACUGGGCUGCCGGGAGCAGUGCUUUUGGUAUGGGCUCUGGAUUGGGAGUCUGGAAACCCAGGUUCUAGGUGUGGUUUGGCCAUUUAAUUGUCCCAUGACUUUAGUCAAGAGACCUCAACCCCCUAAUCUGGAAAAUGAGGCCAGUAACACCUCUUCCGAGAGAGAGGCCAUUGUGAGGAGCUGUGGAGAGAUGGAGCAGAAAGAUGAGAAGCCCCCUGAGGACGGGCCAUCUGUCGCCCCGACAGCAGAGGGCGCUGGGACGCCCGGAGGUGGUGCCUCUGCAGAGGGGGCCUCUGAGCGUACAGCUGGGGAGACCGCCGGAGAGAGGCCUCCGAAGACAGCGGGGAAGCAGGAAGAUGGCGUGUCUGCGGAGCUCCAGGGAGAAGCCAGUGGUUCAGAUGAGGUCAAGGUGGAAUCCCAGAGUGAGCCUGGAGAGAAAGAAGCAGCCAAGGCUGAGCCUACGACGGAGGGAGAGGACACGGCAUCUUCUCAGGGGAUGACGGACAGCAAGGAAGAGACCGGAUCUGAACCCAAGGAGGCCGAGGAAAAGGAAGAGGCCUCCCUGGCCUCCGAGAAGGCGCAGGCUGAUGAGAAAGAAGCCAAGGCGGAAUCUGUGAAGGACAAGGUCCAGCCUGAGCCCCAGGAGGCUGAUGGGGAGAAGGAGGCCGCAGCAGCUGCUCCGGAGAACGCCAAGGUGCAGGAGCCCCAGGCUGAAGCCAAGGAGAAAGCUGCUGACACAGAGGCCACGCCGGAACCCCAGGAGGCAGCUGCUGCCCAAGACAAGGCUGAGGCUGAGCGUGAGGAGGCUGAACGUGACACUAAGCAGGAGGAGGAGCCAGGCAGCCCCACUGCAGAGCAGCAGCAGGACACGGAGACAGAGCCAGAGGAAGGGGCAGGCGUGGUUCCCAGCUCUCCUGAGUGGCCUGAGAGCCCCACGGAGGGCCUCAGUCCAGAUGGGGUGGGUCCAGCCUCCGGGGAGACCAGCCCUUCAGCCAGUGAGUCUUCCCCCAGCGACAUGCCCCAGAGUCCCACGGAGCCCCCUCCCUCGGAGGAGGAGAAGAAGAAGGAGAAGGCACCAGAGCGCAGGGUGUCAGCCCCUGCCCGGCCCCGGGGCCCCCGCGCACAGAACCGCAAAGCCAUCGUGGACAAGUUUGGCGGGGCAGCCUCGGGCCCCACUGCUCUUUUCCGGAACACUAAGGCAGCUGGGGCAGCCAUUGGUGGGGUCAAGAACAUGCUGUUGGAGUGGUGCCGGGCCAUGACAAGAAACUAUGAGCACGUGGACAUCCAGAACUUCUCGUCCAGCUGGAGCAGUGGCAUGGCCUUCUGUGCCCUCAUCCACAAGUUCUUCCCAGACGCCUUCGACUACGCGGAGCUGGACCCCACCAAGCGGCGGCACAACUUCACCCUGGCCUUCUCCACAGCAGAGAAACUGGCCGACUGUGCCCAGCUGCUGGAGGUGGAUGACAUGGUACGGCUGGCAGUGCCCGACUCCAAGUGCGUCUACACCUACAUUCAGGAGCUGUACCGCAGCCUCGUGCAGAAAGGGCUGGUGAAGACCAAGAAGAAAUAAGCCAACGGGCCCUGUGGGCAGAGGCGGGCAGGGUGCCCAGCUGACCGGCUGAGGCCAGGAGCUCGCUUCUGCUCCACGCGGGCAGCAGAGCUGGGGCUCAGACGCAGGCAAGGGCAGCUGGCAGGGUCUUAACUGCAUUAAAAGUACUUUUGUAAAA
This is a messenger RNA of Oryctolagus cuniculus (rabbit), 1817 nucleotides long. RefSeq names its product smoothelin like 1 (gene SMTNL1). Gene Ontology annotation, molecular function: protein binding. NCBI's taxonomy places the organism in Eukaryota, Metazoa, Chordata, Mammalia, Lagomorpha, Leporidae. The record is from RefSeq and is a predicted model, not a curated record.